UCGCGGUUUUUGGUUUUGUGCCCUAAUGAAAUGUUUGGCUCGAUUUCACAUGUGACAGGAUAUAGGUUAUGUUCCAUCAGAACCACGUGUUUGCCUCGCCCUACAUUCCAAACGCCGAUUGUUUCAAAAACCCAGAAUAACAUGGACAACCCAGGUCGCAAUCCCGCCAAAAUCAUGGACCAACUGCUUAGGAUGACCAACCGAACGCUGGAACUACGGGUAAACACCAGCCGCCUAACCUCAAAAAUCAUACUCGCCAACAAGGUCGACUACCUGGAGGAGAUCCACAAGACCCGGGAAGCCCAACGAUCGACGAUUAGUCCCAAAACGCCACCACAGCAGACCGUUGUCAAGAAUGAGUUGAUCAAUUGAGAAGAGAAUAAAAA
Messenger RNA from Culex quinquefasciatus (southern house mosquito), 386 nucleotides. RefSeq lists its product as uncharacterized. The record is from RefSeq and is a predicted model, not a curated record. Lineage: Eukaryota; Metazoa; Arthropoda; Insecta; Diptera; Culicidae. Bases 31 to 372 code for a protein of 113 amino acids. The transcript is spliced from 2 exons.